Molecule: messenger RNA, 2412 nt
Organism: Penicillium alfredii
Lineage: Eukaryota; Fungi; Ascomycota; Eurotiomycetes; Eurotiales; Aspergillaceae
Product: putative ATP-dependent RNA helicase (Hrh1)
Exons: 2
Coding region: 1-2412 (803 amino acids)
Cellular component (GO): intracellular anatomical structure; catalytic step 2 spliceosome
Molecular function (GO): RNA binding
Source: RefSeq, a predicted model, not a curated record
AUGCCGGAGAAGGUGCACACGUUCUUUGCUGAUUCGGAUGACGAGCGCGUCGAAAAGACCGCACCACCACCAGCCGACGACGGUGGCCGCAAGAAGAAAAGAAACAAGAAACGGAAACGCGACGAGCCCGCCGACCAUCCUCAUGUCCCCGAAGGCCCCCAAGAUCCAAUUGAGGUGCCAGAAAAGCCUGUGCUCGAGAGCCAACCCGAGAAUGUAUCUCCUGCAGCGCCAGUCCCGGAAUCAAAGCCGAAAUCGAGACCCCAGACCAAAAGCAAGGCGAAACCUUUGAACGAAACCAAAACCAACUUCUCAUCCCUACGCGAAAAGGCAAAGGCGCUCUACGAAACCCGACGGAAACUUCCCAUUUUCGCGCAUGCCGAUGAUAUCCGACAGAAGCUGCGAGACGACGAUGUGAUGCUCCUGGUGGGAGAAACGGGUAGCGGCAAGAGUACCCAGAUCCCGCAGUUCCUCGUCAACGAGUUCUGGUGCCGACCGACACCAACAAAAAUCACACAAGACGAUGGUACACAGAAGGAAAUUUCGGUCGGGGGCUGUAUUGCCAUUACGCAGCCGCGACGAGUCGCUGCGAUUUCCCUGGCUCGUCGCGUGGCCGAGGAAAUGGGUACGCCGCUUGGUUCCUCGUCUCCUGCGAGCAAGGUUGGCUACUCGGUUCGGUUUGAUACGUCGACGUCGCCGAGUACGCGGAUCAAAUUUCUGACCGAGGGUAUGCUCUUGCAGGAGAUGCUGCAUGACCCGUGGUUGACCCGGUACAGCGCGGUCGUGGUGGAUGAGGUGCACGAACGAGGUGUCAAUGUCGAUUUGGUGCUUGGGUUUUUGCGCAACCUAGUGUCAGGAACCAAGGAGGGUCGUGGCAGUGUACCACUGAAAGUGGCAGUCAUGAGUGCUACGGCAGAUAUGGAGAGUCUGCUGGGCUUCUUCCGAGAGGGAUACAGCCUCCCGAGUCAAGAACAGAAGACCAAAUCCAACGGGUCAGAGGCCAUGCAAAGCAAAGAUGGAGACUCGCGUGAUAUCUCGGUCUGUCAUAUCAAGGGCCGACAAUUCCCUGUUAAAACUAUCUACUCCCCGGAGCCAGUUCAUGACUUUGUGGAUGCGGCGCUUAAGGUGAUCUUUCAGAUUCACUACAAGGAACCAAUGCCUGGCGACAUUUUGGUUUUCUUAACUGGUCAAGAGACUGUGGAAGCUCUGGAACAUCUCGUCAAUGAAUAUGCUAUGGGAAUGGAUCCCGCACUACCGCGCAUUCAAGUGCUACCGCUGUUUGCAGCUCUUCCUCAAGCGGCCCAGCAGCGUGUUUUCGCUCCGGCACCACCCCGGACGCGCAAAGUUGUGCUUUCAACCAACAUUGCUGAAACCUCGGUGACAGUAUCGGGAAUGCGGUAUGUGGUGGACUGCGGCAAGGCGAAAGUGAAGCAGUUCCGUACACGGCUCGGUCUGGACUCGCUGCUCGUCAAGCCUAUCUCCAAGUCAGCAGCAAUCCAGCGAAAAGGUCGUGCAGGUCGUGAGGCGCCUGGCCAGUGCUUUCGCUUGUACACAGAGAAAGACUACUUGGCUCUGGAUGAGACAAACACGCCUGAGAUUCUGCGAUGUGAUCUCAGCCAAGCCUUGCUGAACAUGAAGGCGCGCGGCGUUGACGAUAUUGUCCGGUUUCCAUUCCUGACGCGCCCGCCGCGAGAAGCGCUCGAAAAGGCCUUGCUCCAGCUGCUGAAUAUCGAGGCCCUCGACGAAUCCGGGUCGAUCAGCGACGUGGGCUUACAUAUCGCCAAGCUGCCCUUGACGCCGACGCUGGGACGGGUGCUGUUGGCUGCCGCUGACAACGGCGUGGAGUGCCUGAGCGACGUCAUCGACAUUAUUUCCUGUCUCAGUGUGGAGAAUAUCUUCCUCAACACCAAUUCCGAAGAGAAGAAAGAGGCUGCCGAAACAGCGCGACGCGACUUAUUUAGACGCGAGGGCGACCAUCUCACGAUGCUGGCAACAGCGCAGGCCUACGCCACCGAGAAUACCGACCGAAAGGCUUGGGCAGAGCGGCACUUGGUAUCGCACCGGGCGAUGCAGUCGGUGAUGGAUGUUCGCAAACAACUGCGUAUGCAAUGCCGCCAAUCCAAGCUUCUUCCCAGCGACGACCGUCGGACCAACGCCUCGCGCGAACCUUCGCCUGUUCUCAUUUUGCAGAGUUUCCUUCGUGGCUUUGCGACCAACACUGCCCGUCUGGUGCCCGACGGCAGCUACCGCACUGUCGUGGGCAACCAGACCGUCGCCAUCCACCCGUCGAGUGUUUUGUUCAGCAAGAAAGUAGAGGCGAUCAUGUACAACGAGUUUGUGUUUACCAACCGCAGUUAUGCGCGGGGAGUCAGUGCGGUACAGAUGGACUGGGUGGGGGAGGCCUUGGCAGGCUGA